This is a messenger RNA of Sphenostylis stenocarpa, 1911 nucleotides long. The record is from the annotation of a GenBank genome assembly. NCBI's taxonomy places the organism in Eukaryota, Viridiplantae, Streptophyta, Magnoliopsida, Fabales, Fabaceae.
AUGAAGGGUAGAGUGCAAUGGAAAAGGAAGUAUGUGCAUAAGAAAAACAGUGGUAAUGUAAGAAUAGAUGAUGAGUUGGUGAGGUUGCGUUGUAACCUCUCAUCUCCUCCUCCUUCAUUAGCUAUGAACAAUAUCAUGUUUAUUCAUAAACUUGAAGCACUUUCGAUGCAUGCGUACGUGAAAGCUCCGUUGUGGGCUUUUGAUGUAAUCAAGUACUUGACGUUAAUCUGGCUCAGGGCUGCUUUUGCUCGUGUGUGUCAUGAAUCUGAAUGUUCCGAGGAUGAAAGGAAGAAAAGGGUUGGAUCAUUCAAGAAGGUGGCCAUCAGCGCCUCAUCUAAGUUCAAGAGUUCCUUUACCAAGAAGGGGCGGAGGCACAGCAGGGUUAUGUCUGUUUCUAUUGAGGAUAAUCUGGAUGCAGAAGAGUUGCAAGCAGUUGAUGCUUUUCGCCAAGCACUUAUCUUGGAAGAGCUAUUGCCCUCAAGACAUGAUGAUCACCAUAUGAUGCUAAGAUUUUUGAGAGCAAGGAAGUAUGACAUUGAGAAAACAAAACAAAUGUGGGGAGAUAUGCUUAAGUGGAGGCAGGAAUUUGGUGCAGACACUAUCAUGGAGGAUUUUGAAUUCAAGGAACAAGAUGAAGUUCUAAAAUACUACCCACAAGGGCAUCAUGGGGUUGACAAGGAUGGCAGACCUGUUUACAUUGAAAAGUUGGGUCAGGUUGACUCUACCAAGCUGAUGCAAGCAACAACAAUGGAUCGUUAUCUCAAGUACCAUGUCAGGGAGUUUGAGAGGACCUUUGCUGUUAAGUUACCUGCUUGUUCCAUUGCAGCAAAGAAGCACAUUGACCAAAGCACAACUAUUUUGGAUGUGCAAGGAGUGGGUCUUAAAAGUAUGAACAAAGCCGCAAGAGAUCUCCUCCAGAGGCUUCAGAAGAUUGAUGGUGACAACUAUCCUGAGUCACUGAACCGUAUGUUCAUCAUCAAUGCUGGUUCUGGAUUUAGGCUCUUGUGGAACACCGUUAAGUCAUUCCUAGAUCCCAAAACCACCGCGAAAAUCCAUGUCCUAGGUAACAAAUACCAGAGCAAGUUGCUUGAAAUCAUUGAUGCCAGUGAACUUCCAGAAUUUUUGGGUGGCACUUGUACUUGCGCAGAUAAAGGUGGUUGCAUGCUUUCUGACAAGGGGCCGUGGAAUGACCCAGAUAUCCUCAAGAUGGUUCAAAAUGGGGAGGGCAAAUGCAAGAGACGGACCUUGUCUGGGAUUGAGGAGAAAACAAUGAUAGAAGAUAAGACAACACAUAAAAAUGCAGGAAACAAAGAAUCAUAUCCACAGACAUAUGAUGCUGAUGUGCCAUGUUUAUCUCCAAAAGUGGUAAAGCCUGUGUAUAAAUAUGACGACUUUGUUCCUGUGCUUGGCAAGCCAGUCGAUUCAUCUUGGAAUAAAUUAAUGAAGAAUGACAAUGGUGCACUUUCUAAAGAUUGUUUUCCUAGCAAUGUGAAUACCAAUCACUUUCUUGGCGGAAUCAUGGCCUUUGUUAUGGGAAUUGUUACCAUGAUCCGCAUGACAAAGAACAUGCCAAGGAAACUGAAUGAAGCAACGCUGUAUGGCAGCUCAGGAUAUUACGAUGGCACCAUGAUGAAAGCGGCCACCAUCUCACGCGAUGAUUACAUAACCGUUAUGAAGCGCAUGGCUGAACUGGAAGAGAAAAUCAUUGUCCUCAGCAAGAGACCUGUCAUGCCACCCGAAAAGGAGGAAGUGCUGAAUAAUGCUCUAAACAGAGUCACCACUCUCGAAGAAGACUUGGUUGCAACCAAAAAGGCACUUGAUGAUGCCCUAGCUCGACAAGUACAACUCCAAGCUCAAGUUGACAAGAAAAAGAAGAAGAAGUUGUUACGCUUCGGCUGUUUUGCUGCUUGA